AUGGAACCCCUUGCUACUGCCCCCGAGGCAUCCUCUUUUGUGCCCAUUGCGGAGCACCAGUCUCGUACUCCGAGCUCUUUCUACUCCGGACCACCAGUACUGCAUUACCACAGCCAGCGAUGCAAGGUCGUGGUUCUUGAGAGCGACCUGCUCGCCAACCCGGCCCUGAAUGCCCUGCGCGGCCAGAACGCGACAGCAAACGGAAGUGUUGCGCAAACCGACGAGGACGGAGAGAGCAGCGAGGUUGCCAUUGAGAAUGUGGACGUAUGGGUGGGAUCCGAGAAAUUCGUCCUAUACUCACCCAGUGCCUCAGCCGGAAUCUCAAUUCCCUACCCCUCCAUCUCCCUGCACGCCAUCCAGCGCCUGAUUGUCCCAGGCUCCUCCACCGAAGUCCAAGGUCUCUACAUGCAAAUCGCGAUCCCCACCGCUCCCUCUGCAGACGACGAAGAAGACUGCCUAAUCUUGACCGUUGUACCGCCCACCGAAACACCCGCUGCUCCAUCUACAGAUACACCUACAGAGCUAGAUACCUCCGACGAAACAGAAUCACAAACACAACAGCUCUACGACGCUGUCUCCGCCUGCUCAAACCUGCACCCCGAUCCCGUGGAACCAGGUGAUGAGGACGAAGACGAGGAAGAGGGCAAGUUCCUUUCUGCUGAUGAGGACGGACUUUACCAGCUUGGUGCUGGCAAUGGAGAUCUGCCCCCGCCUGUAGCUGGAAGCUCUGGGUGGAUUACGGCAGAGAAUAUGAACGAGUUCUUUGACGAGGAGGGCAAUUGGAUUGCUGGUGGUGAGCCGCCUUCUUUCCCGCUUGGCCCUGGAGCUGGAACUGUGCGUGAGCGGGAAGAGGAGAAUGGGGCUGAAGAGGAUGGAGAUGAGAUGAAGUGGCGCCGUACUGAAUAA
Molecule: messenger RNA, 906 nt
Organism: Penicillium verhagenii
Lineage: Eukaryota; Fungi; Ascomycota; Eurotiomycetes; Eurotiales; Aspergillaceae
Product: Voldacs domain-containing protein
Exons: 2
Coding region: 1-906 (301 amino acids)
Biological process (GO): mRNA cis splicing, via spliceosome
Cellular component (GO): cytosol; spliceosomal complex
Source: RefSeq, a predicted model, not a curated record